Molecule: messenger RNA, 1524 nt
Organism: Physella acuta
Lineage: Eukaryota; Metazoa; Mollusca; Gastropoda; Physidae
Product: calmodulin-lysine N-methyltransferase
Cellular component (GO): cytoplasm
Molecular function (GO): calmodulin-lysine N-methyltransferase activity
Source: RefSeq, a predicted model, not a curated record
AGAGCUGCCUGAAGUAGGUGAGCGAGUAGGUUAUCGAAGAGGGCGAAUUGUUUUGUUUUUUAGCAACAAAAUGAGGAACAAUGUCUACUGAAACUUCAGUACCAAACGAACGAAGCAAAAUAGCAAAAUACAGAUGGCGAAUGCUUGCUGAGGUUUUGAAUGGAGGUAAUUGUGCAAAAACAGCUGAUAACUUAGUGUCUGUCAGACGUUUCCAGUCAUUUGGAUUGUUACAAUCAGAACUUGUAGAUAAUGAUGCUGAGGAAAAAAAUCAGGGAUGUAAUUGGUAUUUGUACUAUUGUCCAGACAUUCCUGGAUUUUCCAUGAACAUCAGGCAACUUUCUGGUGAAAUAUCUGCUGAAAGAUUAAAUGGGUUUAACAACACUGGCAAUGUUUGUGUGUGGCCGUCUGAAGAGGUCAUGACAUAUUAUUGCAUGCAGCAUGUACAAGGCUUCAAAGGAAUGAAUAUUUGUGAGGUCGGGGGAGGAAUGACUUGUUUAGCAGGUGUCGCUCUAGGUGUGUGCUCUGAGGCAAGUCAUGUAGAACUUACAGAUGGUAAUGAAGAUUCUGUCCAGAAUUUACAGAGAAUUCUUGAAAAUAAUAAUUUUGGAGAGACAUUAGUUGACACUAGACUUCUCAGAUGGAACUCUGAAAAAGUUGAUGAGAAACUUCUUUCCACAUUUGAUUAUGUACUAUGUGCUGAUUGUUUAUUUUUUGAUGAAGGGAGAGAGGAACUUGCACAAUUGAUUUUUGAUAUACUUAAACCUGGAGGACUUGCAUUGGUUUUUGCACCAUCUAGAAACAAUACAUUCCAAAAAUUUGCUGACAUUGCCUCAGGUCUUUUCCAAGUAGUUAUUGAAUCCAAGUAUGACAAGCGUGUAUGGGACUUGCACUGUAAGAUGCAAGAAGAGGUUCCAGAAACGUACAACAUAAAUCUUCACUAUCCAAUUAUGAUGACCUUAACCAAGUCUUCACCAACAUCUAGAGAGAUUACACCAGAAUCAAGAUAAAGUGAAUAUAAUUCCUCACCCAAGUCAAGACAUAUGGUGAACUUCUUUAAACCAAGUAUCUUGCAUGAGGAAGUUUAAAUAAAGGAAACCAUGAGUUUUACUCCAGCAUAAAUAAUUCUUAAAGAGUGGUUGAAUAUUUUGACCAUGUAUAGAUCUAGUUAGUGAUAAUCACUUUCCCCCAAAUAUACUCAGGUAUGGUCCAAAUGUGACAGAACAACUAAAUGUGAUUUAUAUUUUUCUAAUAAGUGAUAUUGUAAUAAUGUUACUAAUAUUUAUUUACUUACAUUAGUUAAGAAUAUUUAUCUUUCAGGAAUUUAUUUACCUCCUAUGUUUAUAAGAAAAAUGUUCUAACAGAAUUAUCCACUGUAGAUGAUUUCCAGAGAAUUUUUGUUUAUAUAAUUUUUCUGUAGUCUAUUUACUUGUAAAAUCAUUCCAUAUGUUGUUAGUUUCAUCAUUAUGUGUAAUAUUUUUUUGCAGUUAAAAUAAAUAAAAUCCAUAACACUGAUAUCCAAUUAUU